This is a messenger RNA of Cavia porcellus (domestic guinea pig), 1520 nucleotides long. RefSeq names its product calcium/calmodulin dependent protein kinase I (gene Camk1). Gene Ontology annotation, molecular function: calcium/calmodulin-dependent protein kinase activity; calmodulin binding; ATP binding. Gene Ontology annotation, biological process: peptidyl-serine phosphorylation. The coding region runs from base 171 to 1331 and encodes 386 amino acids. The transcript has 12 exons. Lineage: Eukaryota; Metazoa; Chordata; Mammalia; Rodentia; Caviidae. Gene Ontology annotation, cellular component: intracellular anatomical structure. The record is from RefSeq and is a predicted model, not a curated record.
GACCCCGCCGGCCGCAGGCGGUUGCGCGCCCGCCGCCCGCCGGCGCAGACUCCUCCCCGCUGACAUCAGCGCGGCCGGAGCCGGAGCCGGAGCCGGAGCCGGAGCGCACACCGCCACCUCGCGCCGCGCGCACUGCAGGAGCCCUGGCUGUGGCCAGGGAGCAGUGGGCCAUGCCGGGGGCAGUGGAAGGCCCCAGCUGGAAGCAGGCGGAGAACAUUCGGGACAUCUAUGACUUCCGAGAUGUUCUGGGCACGGGUGCCUUCUCAGAGGUCAUCCUGGCAGAAGAUAAGAGGACCCAGAAGCUAGUGGCCAUCAAGUGCAUUGCCAAGAAGGCCCUGGAGGGCAAGGAGGGCAGCAUGGAGAACGAGAUCGCUGUUCUACACAAGAUCAAGCACCCCAACAUCGUGGCCCUGGACGACAUCUAUGAGAGUGGCGGCCACCUCUACCUUAUCAUGCAGCUGGUGUCAGGUGGGGAGCUGUUUGACCGCAUCGUAGAAAAAGGCUUCUACACGGAGCGCGACGCCAGCCGCCUCAUUUUCCAGGUGCUGGAUGCCGUCAAGUACCUGCACGACUUGGGCAUCGUCCACCGAGAUCUCAAGGCAAGCCGGCCCCUGACUGUGGCUUCCCGUCUUCCCCGCUCCAAGCCAGAGAAUCUGCUCUACUACAGCCUGGAUGAGGACUCUAAGAUCAUGAUCUCAGACUUUGGCCUCUCCAAGAUGGAAGAUCCAGGCAGCGUGCUCUCCACAGCCUGUGGGACCCCUGGCUACGUGGCCCCUGAAGUGCUGGCCCAGAAACCCUACAACAAGGCCGUGGACUGCUGGUCCAUUGGGGUCAUCGCCUACAUCCUGCUCUGCGGUUACCCCCCCUUCUAUGACGAGAACGAUGCCAAACUCUUUGAACAGAUUUUGAAGGCCGAGUAUGAGUUUGACUCUCCUUACUGGGACGAUAUCUCUGACUCUGCCAAAGAUUUCAUCCGGCAUUUGAUGGAGAAGGACCCAGAGAAGAGGUUCACCUGUGAGCAGGCCUUGCAGCACCCAUGGAUUGCUGGAGAUACGGCUCUCGAUAAGAAUAUCCACCAGUCGGUGAGCGAGCAGAUCAAGAAGAACUUUGCCAAGAGCAAGUGGAAGCAAGCCUUCAAUGCCACAGCUGUGGUGCGGCACAUGCGGAAGCUGCAGCUGGGCACCAGCCAGGAGGGGCACGGCCACCUGGCGAGCCACGGGGAGCUGCUGACAUCCCCGGCGGGAGCAGGGCCGGCAGCUGGCUACUGCUGUCGAGACUGCUGUGUGGAGCCAGGCCCAGAGCUGUCCCCUACACUGCCACCCCAGCAUUAGGCCCUAGUUGGCGCCAGGUUUCCUCCAUGGAAAGGGCUGGGGGCAGCCUGCUCCCCUUUCUCCUUGAACUGGGGAGACACUCUGCCCCAUGCCUUCUGUACCCCCGCCCUCUCACGCAUCACAUUUUCCAUAUAAAUAUUUCUAUUUUAUUGUUCCUUCUUAUAAUAAAGGGAAGAAGAUAAAACCAGA